This is a messenger RNA of Ziziphus jujuba (common jujube), 706 nucleotides long. RefSeq lists its product as uncharacterized. Bases 163 to 564 code for a protein of 133 amino acids. The record is from RefSeq and is a predicted model, not a curated record. NCBI's taxonomy places the organism in Eukaryota, Viridiplantae, Streptophyta, Magnoliopsida, Rosales, Rhamnaceae. The transcript has a single exon.
GGUUACAUGAAAAAAGAAACAUCCAAGCUUUAUGGCAAAUCAACAAGGUCUUCAUCCACAGUUGCAGCAUUAAAGGUAAUAAACCUGUGUGUAACAUCCUCGAGAAAAAGAUUGCAGGACUGUAGCAUAUAUGAUUAAACCAGUUUGCGCAGGACCAGAAAAAUGGAAAGAAAAUCUGUGUUUGAAGAGAAAGCCAAGGUAAAGAACCUUGAUGGAAAAAGGCCUUCAACAUCUUCUUCAGGUUCUAAUUUUAUUUCUUCUGCAAAAGGAAAUCCAAAUUGCUGUCAUAAAGCCACAGAGUUCCUCUGCAGCGCGUGUUUGCUAUGCAUUUUCUGCCCACUAACCAUCGUCUGGCGUUGCAUAAAGCUUCCAUGUAAGAUUGGAUGGUGUGCUGCAAAGCAUGCAAAGAACCAGGUUUGCUGUGUAUCUGAGAAGAAGAUUUAUGCUGCCUAUUCUUCAUUUUCUGAUGAAGACUCCGAUUUUCUGCCUGGUGAGGUACAAGAAAGCUGUAAAAUUAGGAUGACACACAAGGCCGACAGUUGCAAGGAGAAAAAAUUGCAGUAAGCUGGAGUCUAACUUGAAAUCUCGGAUUUUAUUUUCUUCAUUUGGAAGCUACUUAGUUUCAGUUAUAUGUACUUUUACUUUCUAGCUAGGCAUGUUGAACUAGUUGUUUUGAUUUUGAUUAUGGAAUAAAAUAGUUUUAUAA